AUGCAGAACUCCUGGUUCUCUGAUGGUCAUGCUUCCGUUCUGAAUCCUUUGUCUUUCACCGCUGGUGAUAUACUCCUUCCUCCUCCCCUUGUUCCCCCAGACCCUCCUAACCCUUUCUCAAACUUUUCCUCCGAUUUCCCCCCUCUUACCCCCCCUGAUAACCUGAAUCCUAGUUCAUUCUCACGUACUGCUCCUCAUGUGGCGCCUGUGGUUUUGGCCUCUACUUUAACCUCUGCUAAAGUCUCCCUUGACCAUACCACUACUGAUGUUGAGAUGACUCAGUCGGAAACUGUUGCUCUGAAGGAAACAGGCGUAAGUCUCCCUAAACUUAGAUCUGAAACUACUGUUCCAACAAAAUUUACUGUGCUGAAACCAAAAAAUACUUCCCCAUUAACCACAAACAACGCUCUAAAUUCUCCCCGUCCGCCCAAUCCUAUUACCCCAGCUCCCCUUUCUGCUGUUGCUGAAUCCUCUUUUGACCUGAAUGUCUCUCCAACCCAAACUGUUGUGCCACCUGUUGAAAAUAAAUCUGCCAAUUCUCCUACUUUAGCUGAAAAAAUCAGAGUUUUCGAAGACCGGUCUUUGUGUAGGGUGGCUCCCGUUUCCUUCACUGAUAGUGGUCGGCCUACUGUCCUCAUUCCAGAUGAAGUAUUCAAGAAAGGAGAAGAGCUUCACAAGGAUUUUAUUGUCUGUUACUUCAACGGUAGAGCUCCUUCCUACAGCAAAAUUCAAAGUGUACUUAAUCAUAUGUGGGGUAAAGGAGGUAAACUAGAGAUUCAUAACAACCCUCUUGCCCGCAAUAUGAUUGUGCGAAUUCCGAGUGAUUACCUAAGAACAAAAAUUCUGGAAAAGGGUACUUGGUACAUCGGGGAUUCCUUGUUCCGUGUGGCUCAAUGGACUUCAGAGCACUCGGGAUCUUCUCGUCAUUUUGAGUCAAUGCAAAUCUGGGCUUAUCUGACAGGAGUUCCUCUAGACCUGCGACAUCAGAAAGGACUUAGUUUUGUGGCUGGUUUGGUUGGAGAACCAAAGGAAACUGAUGAAUUCACCAAGAACUUGGUCAGUUUGACUAUGUCUCAUGUCAAAGUUGAAGUAAAUCUGACAAAAGAACUGCCUCGGGUAGUUGAAUUCACUAGGCAGAGUGGAGAAGUGGUUGAAGUUCUUGUUGAUUAUCCUUGGUUGCCUCCUACUUGCUCACAUUGCAAAGAGUUGGGUCAUAUUGCCCGUAAUUGUCUACUGCUGCCCCCUCCACCGAAAUCUGCUGAUCCAGCAAGCAAAAGGGCUCCAAAGCUCACAGUUUCCUCUACAAAAGCUGCUACUACCUCCACAAAUGAGUGCGCGGAAACAUCUUUAGCGCAACUAUCCCCUAAAGAUCAUGUGGAAAAUGUUAAAGUGACUUCUGAAGAUGAAGAAUUGGCUAAUAUGAAAGUUGAUCCAAAAAAGAUUGUUAUCCCUCACUUGGCUCCUGCUUCUGUGAUGGGAACUCCUUUUGCAGCUCUUGGUGAUGAAAUAGAUCUGGUAACUCCAACUAAAACCAAAUUUCCUCAUUCGAGUUCUUUGCCUCCUCUGGUCCCUAUUUUUACCCCAUUCGUAAUAGCGCUUCCUGCUACUAUCACUCAUACUGGAGAGCCUUAUCCCUAUAGCCCACCUGAAAAUCCACAAAAAGCCAUUUUAAAACGUACUCGGUCUCACCCGUCUCUAAACACCGUUUAUUCGACUCAUUCCUCUAACGAACCCUCUUUAAGAUUACCCAUAAAUAUCCCUUUAUCCUCUAAAACACCUACCAAAUCAGUUUCUAAGCCUCUUUCUAAUUCGGUUACCUCUUUUGAAGAUUCUCCCUAUUCAGAGAAAUCUGCUCCCCCGUCUUAA
This is a messenger RNA of Thlaspi arvense, 1866 nucleotides long. The record is from the annotation of a GenBank genome assembly. Lineage: Eukaryota; Viridiplantae; Streptophyta; Magnoliopsida; Brassicales; Brassicaceae.